GUUUCAACAGAUCUCGCGGUGCUAUUCGAGAUUCCCUUUUCAAAAAAAAAAAAAAAAAUGGAAAUGAUGCAAAGGAGCCUUUGCCUUCCGGAGUUUGGGGCUGGGACUGCAGCGCGCCAAGCCCAUUGAAAGCAGCUCAGGCGGGAGGCGGGGCUCGAGCGAGUUCCUCUUCCACCUUCCCCCACCCUCGUCUUCCAACCUCUGUUCUGCCCCUUGCUCCGUUGCAGCCGUUACAGCAGCCGCGCCGCUGCAGUUUUCGGGAGCCAAUCAACCCCCAAGUCGCGGUUCUCAGGAUGGUGAUUCGCGUGUAUAUUGCAUCUUCCUCCGGCUCCACGGCGAUUAAGAAGAAACAGCAAGAUGUGCUUGGUUUCUUAGAAGCCAACAAAAUCGGGUUUGAAGAAAAAGAUAUUGCAGCCAAUGAAGAGAAUCGCAAGUGGAUGAGAGAAAACGUACCUGAAAACAGUCGACCAGCCACUGGGUACCCUCUGCCACCUCAGAUUUUCAAUGAAAGCCAGUACCGUGGGGACUAUGAUGCCUUCUUUGAAGCCAGAGAAAAUAAUGCAGUGUAUGCCUUUUUAGGCUUGACAGCACCACCCGGUUCAAAGGAAGCAGAAGCCCAGGCAAAGCAGGAAGCCUGAACCUGAAGCAUUCUGUCUUAUGCAUCCUGAAAAAUGAAUCUCCACUGCUUUUAUAAAGUAGCAAAGUUAUCCUGGCUUCAGAAGAAAUAGGCUUAAUAUUGAAAUAUUAGAUUAGCUGGUGCUUUUGCAUGCAAACAAUCAAAGUGAAUACAUAAUUAAAAUGUGAACGUUAGGGUGAAGGAGAAAAGGAGCUGAACGUAAAUUUUUAAGUGGAUCUGAUGGAAUUGUAUUGUUAUCUGUCAAGGCAUUUUAUGUACUUCAGUGAUUUUAGAAAGAAAAUACCCUUCCCUCUUUUUAGUAUUAUUGUUACGGCUUAAGGCUGUCCACAGCUCAACCUUGAGGAAUUUAAGGACAAAAACAGACCCAGAGUACUUGUCUCGUGUUCCCAAAUGGCCUCAUUAAUUCUAGUGAACAAGAACAUUUACCCGUUUGAUGUGAUGAUGUUGUGAUUAAAAAGUAUUUUAGGUCAAGUUAGUGAUAUGUUGAACAUUGUAAUUCCCUGUGGCAAUUAUAACAUUCCUAUUCUUCUGUAGCUGCUUCUAUGUACUGAACCAUAAAUUUUCCAGGAUUUGAGCCUUUCGUUGCAUAUUUCAUGGACUAAAACACGACUUUCCACAGCAAAAUAACAAUGGGUUCGUUUAACUGAGAGGUACCUUGUUUAACUACAUAGCUGUGAUGGAUUCGUGUUUCUAAGUUAAUUGGCCCAAGGAAGUACAUAUCUGUGUGUCAUGGAAGUGAGAUGACAAGUCAUUUUAAAAUGGUGUCCUCUUACAGAGAGCUCAGACUUUUACUUAACCAUGAAGAGAUAAACUUGAACUCAUUGCCCAAGUCUUGUUUUUGCUGAAAAAAAAAAUUUUAGUUGUGUUCUUCAUUUAAUACAGCUUGUGGUCAUGAAUGCCAGUAUGUCUCAGUUAUCUGAGCCUCUUGUCCAGAUUUUGGCCUAUGGUGUGAGGGUACAUUGAUCUAAGCCAAGAGAACCUUUUCUAUGCCUCCCUUCAACAAAAUGCUUAAGUACCAAAUAAAAGGAGCAACUAAAAAGAUUUUAAUUUAGAAGACUUUUAAAAAGAAAUGAAACUCAUCCUACAUCACUCAGGCAGAAGAUACACACAUUGUAUUUUAAUUCCGUACUACUUCAUUCCUAAAAGCAAACAUUUUUUAUAAACUGUUUGAUCCUAUCUGUUGUAUGCAAGUCUGUACUCUGCAAAAAUCAACAUGUGAUGAAGAAAUGGCUUUGUUUACUGAAAUUCUAACUUGAUGCUAUGCUUUAAAAUAAACUCAGUCCUUUUGGAAACAUAA
Messenger RNA from Ochotona princeps (American pika), 1934 nucleotides. It is a transcript of the gene SH3BGRL, whose product is annotated as SH3 domain binding glutamate rich protein like. Gene Ontology annotation, cellular component: cytoplasm. The transcript has 4 exons. The record is from RefSeq and is a predicted model, not a curated record. Lineage: Eukaryota; Metazoa; Chordata; Mammalia; Lagomorpha; Ochotonidae. The coding region runs from base 294 to 638 and encodes 114 amino acids.